CUUACCGCACCACACACACACCCCACGCAGCCGAACCAACCAGCUGAGACCACCCCCUGCCAUGGCCGCCGCCGCCUCCACCGUCUCCGGCCUCGCCGGCGCCGCCCUCGCCCACCGGCCGGCCUUCUCUACCGGCUUCACGACGGGCGCCCGGGUGUCGGCGAGGAACCCGCUGAUGACGAGGAACCUGGAGAGGAACGGCAGGAUCACCUGCAUGACGUUCCCACGGGACUGGCUGCGGAGGGACCUGAACGUGAUCGGGUUCGGGCUGAUCGGGUGGCUGGCGCCGUCCAGCGUCCCGGCGAUCAACGGCAACAGCCUGACGGGGCUCUUCUUCUCCAGCAUCGGCCAGGAGCUCUCCCACUUCCCCUCCCCGCCGCCGCUCGACUCGCAGUUCUGGCUGUGGUUGGUGACAUGGCACCUCGGGCUCUUCCUGGCGCUCACCUUCGGACAGAUCGGGUUCAAGGGCAGGACCGAGGGCUACUUCGACAAGUGAACGAUGGAUGUGUGUGCGCACCACACACACACCCUUCCUUGUAUAGGGCUCUGAUUUGAUCCUUCUGCGAUAUAUGUGCGCUGUUGCCAUGCUCAACCCGUUAAAAUUUUUAAAGUACAACGUUUGUGUUGUGGUUUAAUUUUUCACGAGGUUAUAUGAACGACGCGCAUACACCACUA
Molecule: messenger RNA, 675 nt
Organism: Oryza brachyantha (malo sina)
Lineage: Eukaryota; Viridiplantae; Streptophyta; Magnoliopsida; Poales; Poaceae
Product: photosystem I subunit O
Exons: 4
Coding region: 62-496 (144 amino acids)
Source: RefSeq, a predicted model, not a curated record